UCUCUUUGGUGCUCUGCGGGGCAUGAGGCGCAGCCAGCGGCCACCCUGCGGUCGAAUAUGGCUACUUCUAGGGCACACACAAACGCGAAUCACGUAACCUGUACAACAAUGUUCAAGUGGUUUUAUUAACUGAUCGUCUUUACACGGUAGAGUGGAAGCCGUGCACUGAAGGUCAAAGCCACUGUUAACGUUAACUGCCGACAUAACGUCAGCGUACUAGCCAUUGCAAGUACAAAGGGAACAUUUGACAUGCAAGUUGUCAUAGUUCACUUAAUCCAGCUAACAAGCAAUCUUGGCUGCUUUGUAGACAUUCGUGUCAACAGAAGACGACAAAAGUCGUUUCAGCGUUCACCCAUCAGGCAAGCAAAAUACACCAUACGUACCAAAAUGGUCAUUACUGUUAAGGCAUUUCAUUUCCAUGGAACUAAAUACUUUUCGGAAUUUAUAUAUCGCACAAACCUACCCAACCCCAAGAAAGCAAGCAUCCAGCUAAAGUUCAAUUCUGAACAUGCCGCUCCCCUCCCCUCUGAUUGGUUAAGAGCAGACGAUGGGCUGGGGAGGCAAGGACUUCUGCUAAUCACAUGACCGGAACGAGUUGGACUGCGCCAAAAUUCAAAUCACCGCAACAAAGUGAACAGAAAUGGAAAGAAAUAUGAUCAAGAUUAUUAUUUUUUAUUAAAGUUGGAAAUUGAUACUAAAAUAUGAGGGAUUGACAAUCGGCUGGACACUCUUCCAAUAUGAAGUCUAUAAGCCAAGUGCACAGCCCCUUCGACUGACGUUUGACCAGGAUGAGACAAAGCCCCAGGAGGCCCCUAAUUCUCAAGAGGAGGAAGCUUCCUUUUCCCAAAAAUGAGCCGGAACGCCCCCACAAUGGCGCCCAGUGCAAGACCGCACCAGCGGCUCCGGGCGACCAGGGGCUCCCGGACACCCUUCGCUUCGUGGACCACCCGUCCAUGCCCGACACUCAGGUGGUGGUUAUCCCCAAGACCGCAGACCUCCAGACCGUCAUCGACACCCUCUCCGCCCAGGGCAAGGAAUGCGGCCCCAAGGGGCCCCACAAAUUCAUCCUGCUCAGCGGGGGAAGCGGAGCCUCAGGGGACUGGCCCAGCUCCCUGUGCUGGUCCUCUCCGGGAGAGGAAGGUGCCGGAAGGGCAUCCGGAAUCCCGCCGACUCUCAACCCAAAGCCAGUGAGCGGGGACGGAGAGGCCUGCCCUGCGGACCCAAAGCCCCUGGCCACCGCCACACCCCGGAACAGGGAUCGGGACUGCAGCCCGCUGAAUGACAGUCUGACCAACAUCCAGUGGCUGGGCGGGAUGUGCUCGGACGGGCUGGGAUCAGAUGCCGGGAGGAGAGCUUCCAAUAAGGAAAACCAGGAACCCUGUGCCCAGAGACUGCAGCUCUCCCAGCAUCUGGACGGGGCACAGAGGCCUCCUUACUCCUACAUGGCCAUGAUCCAGUUCGCCGUCAACAGCAAGCCGGACAGGAGGAUGACCCUGAAGGAGAUCUACACGUGGAUCGAGGACCACUUCCCUUAUUUCAGAGACGUGGCCAAACCCGGGUGGAAGAACUCCAUUCGCCAUAACCUGUCCCUGCACGACAUGUUCACCCGGGAGACCUCUCCGGAUGGAAAGAUCUCGUUCUGGACCAUCCGGCCUGAGGCCAACCGCUGCCUCACCCUGGACCAGGUGUACAAGCCGACGGUGGAUCCAUGUACCCCCCCUCCCACACAGGUCUGUGAGCAACAACAACUAAAGCCAGCUGUUCCACAGAUCAAGAAAGCGACCGCUUCAUUCAGCUCAGAGAGGAAGAUGAAGCCUCUUCUUCCCCGUGCCGACUCCUACCUCGUCCCCAUACAACUCUCCCUCAACCCCUCCAUCUUCCUGCCCUCGCCACAGCUCCCCCUAGCUGCUCCCCAGCAGAACUGCAUCUCUUUCGCUGCUGACUUCCAGGGAGGAGGAGGCAAAAGGGUGCGAAUCGCCCCCAAGUGUGCUCCACCCCCUGUUGAGGAAUUUAAGGGGGCCCCCCUGGGCGUCUCCCUGCCCCGCGUGGCCCCAGCGGCCCCGCCCUGCCACGCCCUGGGAGGCUCCAGCGCCUCCCGCCGCAAACAGCGCCUGGCCCCGCCCUCCAGGGAGGAGCCCGUCCUGCUCUUUCCCGACAGCACCUUCUUCGACUCGGGCCUGACCUCCGACCUGACCUCCGACCUCUCCGCCUCCCGGGACACGGGGCUGGAAAGCCCGGGGAGGGCGUACGCCUUCAAGACGCCAGUCAAAGGCAGCCGCCCCGUCUCCUCCACCCCCAGCAAGCCCCCCGUCUCCCUGACGACGACGCCGAGCCCUGGGGGCGCUCAGGGCCACGGCGCGCUGGACUUCAGCCCCAUCCGCAGCCCCCUGGGGCUCCCCCUCACCCCCCAGCACCCGAACGCCGCCCCCUGCAGGGAGCAGGCCCUGUUCAGCUCCCCGCGGGAGCUCCUCACCUGCCCCGCGCGGCCCUCCCCAGGCUCCGGGGAGCCCCAGGCGGGGGGCGCCGCCGUCCUCGCAGAGGGCCUGGUCCUGGACACCAUCAACGACAGCCUCAGCAAGAUCCUGGUGGACAUCAGCUUCUCGGGCCUGGAGGACGAGGAGCUGGACGUCUGCAACAUCAGCUGGUCGCACCUCAUCCCCGAACUGAAGUGACCGGGCCUCUCCCGCGCCGGGCUCAGCACCGAGCGGCCACUUUCUGCACUCGCUCUGCACUUACACACCCAAUAUGCAUGUCUUUGUUACGGUUAUUACACGUCGGUGUGAAAUCUGUCCACAUUUUUGUCUUUUCUCCAUUUUAACUUUUCGUAACUAACUGUAAACCUUCUCAUUUGCCUUUUAAUGUCCACAUAAUGUGUGUGUGUGUGCAUGUGUGAGUGGUUUCAGACCACCUGGCAUGUUUGAUAUUGCGGGGGUCGACUGCACUGCAAUCCACCCGAAGGAAGUAGAAACAAGCACAAAAUAAGCUAGUCUUUUCUUUUUCACCGAAAUAUAAAAAUAAUAUUUUAAUUUGCACAUUCUAUAUAUUCUGUUUGUAUCGUUUCAAAUAUAAACCCGGAAAAACAUUCUUAUCUCUUAGUAAUACACUAGCCUACUAAAGGAUUUGAAUUUGCCACCUUUUUUUGUUAGAAGUCAUAUGCCUGAUGUUUAUAAGAUUUCUUGAACGAUUUUUUGCAUGAUAUGUUAUCAUAAUACCAGAAAAAAGGGAUCAAUAAACCGACUCAAAACUCC
Molecule: messenger RNA, 3248 nt
Organism: Conger conger (European conger)
Lineage: Eukaryota; Metazoa; Chordata; Actinopteri; Anguilliformes; Congridae
Product: forkhead box protein M1-like
Exons: 9
Coding region: 789-2672 (627 amino acids)
Biological process (GO): regulation of DNA-templated transcription; G2/M transition of mitotic cell cycle
Molecular function (GO): sequence-specific DNA binding; DNA-binding transcription factor activity
Source: RefSeq, a predicted model, not a curated record